AUGGAGUUCAUUCCUAAGAUAAACUUAUUAGAACUUGGCAGCAUAGUUGACCAACUUGAUUUUGCUUCACUUUCAAAUCUCACAAAUUUCGAUCUCUAUAGCAAUAAUUCCUACGGGUUGAUUGCAUAUCAAAUUGGUGAUCUUAAAAACCUAACUUCUCUUGAUUUGUCAUUUAACUCCUUUUUAGUUGAAAGUCCAAAAUCAUUAUUUACUAAUCCAGGCAAGCUUGAAUAUCUUGAUCAUACGUGUUACCAUAUUCAUGGAACCUUACAAUUUAUUCUUGCCAAGAUGGGAAAUAUCCUAUCUUCUAUAGGCAAACUCGAGAAUCUUGAAAUUCUUGGUCACACAAUCAAUAGCCUACUCAAUUCCACAAUUCCUUCUAAGCUUAUCCUCUGCACAAUCCUUGCCAACUUGUCUUUGAUUAGAAAUUUACUUACGGAAUCCUUACCUUUAUCCUUGACAAAUCCGACCAAGUUAUCUUUUUCAUUCAUCUUUGAUAGUAAUCUUUCGAAUAUAACCCUAAUAUUGUUAGCAAUCUCUGAAGUGGGACAAGGGUCUUAUGCAACGCCGAGGGAGUCCAUUCCUAAGGUAAACUUAUUAGAACUUGGCGGUACACUUGACCAACCUAAUUUUGUUUCACUUUCAAAUCUCACAAGCAAGCUUGAAUAUCUUGAUCUACGUGUAACUAUAUUCAGCUUCUCUCGUUCAAUUCCUGAUAUUUUGGGCAUGAUGCCAAAUCUGGAAAUCCUUGAACUGACUUUAUUUCAAGGAAAUAUCCUAUCAUCUAUAGGUAAACUCGAGAAUCUUGAAUUUCUUGAUCUCACAAUCAAUAGCCCUCUCAAUUCCACAAUUCUUUCUAAGCUUAUCCUCUACACAAACCUUACCAACUCGUCUUUGAGUAGAAAUUUAGUUAUGGAAUCCGACCAAGUUAUCCUUUUCGUUCAUCUUUCGAGCAAGCUUGAAUAUCUUGAUCUUAUGUGUAACUAUAUUCAGGGUACCUUACAAUUGAUUAUUGCCAAGAUGGAAAAAUUGAAAGGCUUAUCAUUGAACAGCUUCUCUCGUUCAAUUCCUGAUAUUUUGGGCUUGAUGCCAAAUCUGGAAAUCCUUGAACUGACUUUAUUUCAAGGAAAUAUCCUAUCAUCUAUAGGUAAACUUGAGAAUUUUGAAUUUCUUGAUCUCACAAUCAAUAGCCUACUCAAUUCCACAAUUCUUUCUAAGCUUAUCCUCUGCACAAACCUUGCCCACUCGUCUUUGAGUAGAAAUUUACUUAUGGAAUCCUUACCUUUAUCCUUGACGAAUCUGACCAAGUUAUCCUUUUCGUUCAUCUUUGACAGUAAUCUUUCGAGGAACCUUACAAUCGAUUCUUGUCAAGAUGGCAAAAUUGAAAGGCGUUAUCGUUGA
Molecule: messenger RNA, 1401 nt
Organism: Olea europaea var. sylvestris
Lineage: Eukaryota; Viridiplantae; Streptophyta; Magnoliopsida; Lamiales; Oleaceae
Product: LRR receptor-like serine/threonine-protein kinase
Exons: 8
Coding region: 1-1401 (466 amino acids)
Source: RefSeq, a predicted model, not a curated record